Trichoderma virens Gv29-8 is the source of this 1080-nucleotide messenger RNA. RefSeq lists its product as uncharacterized. NCBI's taxonomy places the organism in Eukaryota, Fungi, Ascomycota, Sordariomycetes, Hypocreales, Hypocreaceae. The transcript has a single exon. The record is from RefSeq and is a predicted model, not a curated record. Bases 1 to 1080 code for a protein of 359 amino acids.
AUGGUCAAGAGAAAAUCUGAUGCAAGCUCAACUUCGCCGCGCAAGAAAGCUAAGCUGGACGAGCCGACCGAAACUCUAGCCAAUGCUGCACUAUCCUCAUCUCCUUCGCCCACAUCAUCAUUAUCUUCAACAUGGCAACGACGCGAGAAGCGCAAGAGAUCAGAUAGCACCCUAGUUGACGAUCCAGAUGAAUCAGAUACAAGUACCAACACCAAACGAGCCAAGACACAGAGCCCGACCAGCUCGAGACGUCCGUCGCCCAGUCCCAAUCCCAACGGUGCCCGGCCGGUGCCCGGCAACGACCAAGAUGAUUGGGAGUGGGAGUGGCACGACGAUCAUCCUGAGAAAUUCGAGCAUAUAUACUGGGAGCCAACGGACUUGCCCGAGAAGGCAAAGCGGUGGCGGAGAAGGGUCGACCUUUUGGCGAAGGGCUACGUAGGCUGUGUAUGUGGAAAGAUGCAUUAUGCAAUUGGCCGGAAAUCGUGGCACUACCCGGGUCAAGAACCAGAACUGGAGGAUCCAGAGGAACAAUUACCAGAACCAGACGAACCACACGUACGAUCAGGGUCUGUCUCGGCGUACCAAAGUCGAGGCCAAGAGCGCCUACUCAGCCCAGAGCUCUCCGAUGAUGAGGAAGCUGUUGGCAACGCUCAACCCAAUUCCGCGCCCAGUGAUGUCUCUAGUGUGCGGGAGCCAUCGGUUGCGCCAGAGUUGCCAGUCUCCGUUAUUGCGGAAGCAUCAGCUGUUUCGCCCACCAAUUCGCCCACCAAUUCGCCCAUCGUUACACCUACGGCGAACAAUAGUCGCCUUCCGUGCGGACGCAACAAUGCGCAGCGGAAUAUUUCAAAGCCAACUACGCCGCGCCGAACAAACAGGAAGAACAAGAAUAAGAACAAGAAAGACCAGGAGAGCAAAGACAAGACAGUUAAGCGACAGCCUCGAAACCGGAAACCAAAGACUACGCUCAUGGUUGAGGAGCCUGUUGUCUCCAGACGAUCAUCUAGGAGAAAUGCGGGAUCUCAGCUGUAUUUCCUAGAUGACAGUGGCAAGGCUUGCUUAGUGGCAGCAUCGUCAAGAUGA